This is a messenger RNA of Saccostrea echinata, 6616 nucleotides long. RefSeq names its product sentrin-specific protease 6-like. Bases 69 to 5264 code for a protein of 1731 amino acids. Gene Ontology annotation, biological process: protein desumoylation. The record is from RefSeq and is a predicted model, not a curated record. Gene Ontology annotation, molecular function: SUMO-specific endopeptidase activity. NCBI's taxonomy places the organism in Eukaryota, Metazoa, Mollusca, Bivalvia, Ostreida, Ostreidae. Gene Ontology annotation, cellular component: nucleus; cytoplasm. The transcript is spliced from 21 exons.
UAGCAAGAAAAAAUGUCGAUGGUUGUGAACUUCAGCGAAAGAAAUGACCAAAAUAUUCCUUUAGCGCCAUGUCACUCAUCUCUGGUCUUGAAGAAAAAGAGAAGUCCUCAGAUCAAGGUUGGAGUGAUUCCUGUAGGUUUCCCACUUCUGACUCUGUAGUUGAAGUUGACAGUCAAACAUCAGACUCCGUACAACAAACCAUAGUUGAACCAAUUGAGACAGUAGUGAUCAAUUCUUCUCUGGAGGAGAGUGUAGAAAUUGAUAGCCAGGAAGGAGGUCUUGGCUUAAAUUCAUCAGCCCAGGAGAGUGGAAGUCAAGUGGUAGACAGUCAAACAAAUGAAAAAGGGACUGAGAGUGACAAGUUUGAAGGGGCAAAAUUUCAACAGAAACCUCAGUCGCAGGAAGAAGGAGAGGUUCAGAUAGUGGAAAAUGGAAGUGAGGCUGUUCAGAAUAAUGCUGCUGUGCAAGAGCAACAAAAGCUCAAAUUGCAACCGUCAUUCAAUGCAAAAGGGCAGAUAGAGUUAACAUUAACAGGUACAUGUAAUAAACCUGAGGAAAAAGCUUUGCUUGAGAAACUAUUGUCUAAAGUAAACUAUCAGCAGCUGGCCAACCAAGUGAAUUUAUCGUCGGCUCAUCCAGGUGCAGCACGACAAACAGUGCAAGUAAAUUUAGCAACAUCUGCUCAACCAAGUGCAACCCAACAAACAGUACAGGCAACAAGAUCCCCACAGGUCCCUUUAGUUAGGACCACAAUUGGACCUUCAACACCUUUGGCUCAGUUUAAUUCUCAGUUGGGAACAAGUUCCUCUCAAACAAGAAGUCCACUUAAUAUUAAUGCCAUUCUUAAUUGUGCAAAUCAGGGAAAGAUUUCCAAAGAAGAUCUUCUGAAACUAAUCAAAAGCUGCAGGACUGCAACAGGACUGAACACCCAGCCACAGAGUCCACAACAGCUGCAGGGCCAAAAAAUUAUUCAAGUCCAGUCAGUACCAACAGCAGCAGGAAACCAGGUCAUUAAUCCUGUUCUACUCGCUGCACCUGUGCAGAAAAUUGGAACCGUUUCCCUGGCUAAGCAGACGACACUAGCAAAUCUCAUUCAGAGUAAAAGUAACCAGGGAGUUGGAUCGGGUGGAGUGACCACAUCUUCUAACGUGGGCAGUCCCCAAUUAUCUACUGACAAUACUCCUCCGAAGGUUGUCCACAUUGCUGCAUCUACGCCAGUCAAACAAGCAACAACAGUAAACAAUAACCAAGUUAACAGCAACUUGACCCUGACCAGUCCACAGAAAGUCCAGACUGUCGGGAGUCUCCAAACUGUGACCUCAAAAAACCAGACUGUUAUCAUACCAAGUGGUGCAACUCAGUACAUCAUUGUAAAUCCAGGAACACCGAUACAAAAAGUAAACCAUCAGGCUGUAGGAAACCAGCAGGCAUCAGCAGCUGUCAAUUCCGGAGUGAAGUUAGCAGGGGCACAAUUGACUACCCCAGUCAGAAUCAUUCAUAGUGCUAGUCCACAGUUGAGUCAGGUUCAGACACCUCUCGCCAGUCCCAGCUUCUCAGCUAGUCAGUCUCCCACAAAAAUUGUCAUUCCCCAAAACUUUUCUGUGUUAACCUCUGUUGUGGAUAAUGCAAAUAUUCCCUCUACUCAAGGAGUGGCAAUUUCAGUUCCACCUGGGACUAAUGUGAAUUCUCAAACGUUGGGGAGAGGGAUCGCAAAUAGACGAGGACCUCAGGUCAGGCAACCGAGGCCACAAGGUCGAGGCAAACGGACCAUUAAACAGAAUUAUUUUGUAAAUCCGGCCUCAGCUCAGGCAGGGUCUGCCACAUCUCCUGUUCAAAUCCGACCCCAAAACUGUAACGAUGCUAUAAAAGCUGUUCCACUUUCACAGCCAGUGAUUGUUGCAAGAACACAAAGUUCUGGACAACUUGUGCAAUCUAACAUUAUUAAACAACAGGUGAAUCAUACUGGCAUCUCUAUGAACAAACUGGAGGGUGCUUCACCAGGACAAAGUAAUUCAUCAUCUCUAGUGAAUUACAGUGAUUCGGACUCACCUUCGAAUUCAUCGGAUAAAGGUGAGAGUGAAUCCUCAUCAGAACUGUCCAAGUCUCAGACCUCAGGUGUUCGGACACUUUCCAAUGGAGCGCUGGUGAUGCCAGAUAUCUUAUCAGAGGCCAUUGCUAGGGCAAAACCAACUGAUAAAAUUUUAGUGAACUUCACGAACAGUAAAGGGGCUGUGAAGUUUCAAAAAAAUACUGUGUACAAAAUUCCAUGCAAGGGAGAAAACAAAUUCUACAGAUACGAUGGGCAAUACCUUGUGCCAGCCAAUGAAACCACCUUUGGCCUGAUUGGAGGGGGAGUGGGGAACAGAAAAGAGAAACCACUUCGGGGCAAUGCCACAGGGCUACACAUGACUACUCCACAACAAGGGAAUAGCAGUGCCAGGUCAUUCCUCAAUGCGGCAGAAGCUGUCGGCAAGGUGUUCAAGGAGGGUCGAUUUUGGAAACACACAGCUGGACCGCAGAGGACUAUUUUUAGAUUGGCCAACAAUACUGACCAAGAUACAGAUGAAGAAACUUCUGAAUUAACUAGUCAAGAUAACAAGCAAGGAAAGAAAAGACCCAUUGAGGAUGUAUCUGAUUUACCCCCUAUCAAUGAUGAUGAAAUGCGAGUGGUUCACUGUAAAUUCUGUGGCUAUACCAGCAUGACUGUCAAAUCAUGUGAACGAUGCUGUCGAACUUUCCCAGCUGACACUAAAAUAGAAAUCCAGAAAAAGAAAUUGAAAACGGAUGUUGAAAAUAAAGAAGAGGAUACAGCGAUCUCAAAACAAACUUUUUAUGGAAAGACAGUGACUAAUCAAGUUGUGUUACACCCUGCUACUAACAGGGAUGGGAAUAUUGUGUAUGUUAACUACGUCACUAAGGGACGGCGUGUGAAUCUGGAAGGGAAAACGUACAGGUCUCCGUCAGUGAUCCGCGGAGCUAAGCAACCCAAGAAGAUACACACCUUAGAGCCAGUAACAAUAUCAAUAUCAUCCGAUGAGGAGGAAGAAACAGAGAAAUCAGGCAUCCCAGAAUCCCCUGCCACAGGAAGUGAACCCCAAGCUACUGUAGAGAAGGAUGACAUCGGUCAGCUCCUUGACAACAUUCCUCAGAGCAAACGCACAGCAUCACCAGUUUUCCAGAACAGCAGGAUGAAGAGAAUGGAGAAUGAGGAGGGGAUACCAAUCAUUAGAAAGACAGGGAAGAGGAAAUCUCCAACAAUGCCCCCAUCUCAGGGAACAGCAACAAAUGUCCCUCCCAACGAGUUGGCAGAUCCCCAACGAUCUGAAGAAGCAAUGGAUGUGUCCAUUGUGGAUUUCCACGCUAGAGUCAUCCAUAUUGGAUCAGUAUUGGGCUGUCCUGUUGAGCCUGUUUUCAUUGCUGAGGACUCAAUCUCAUUUCAAGUUGAAUGUGAGGAUAACACACAUAAGUUUAUUAUCAAACCAGAUGAACUACAACAGUGUAUGUAUUGUCUGGAGAAUAGACCUGUCAUAUUUCUCAAGACAACUCCAGAAUUUGCAAGGAAAGUUCGGGAAAUGUUGAAGUUGGAGACGGUGAAUGGGGAAAAUGGUUUUGAUCCUAAUGAUCACGUAAUGAAACAUCAGUUUAUCACCAUUUUGCUGGUCAGUUUGGGAUCUCUAACCUCACAGAAACUUGAGUGUGUACUCAGAAAAUACCCACAGCCAAAGGAUACAACUUUUAAUUUCAUUCAACAAAUGACAGCCAAUGAGGCAGCUCUGUAUCUGAAGGAGAUUCAGGGAGAUGAAAGCAUGUCUGAGCCCUCUACACCUCAACCCCAGCCCCAUGAAAGGUCACCUUCGCCACCAAAGAUACUAUUCACUGGUCCAGUUGUCAAACUUAUCACAUUUCCACCCCCUCCUGCACCUGGAGGGAUUCAGGUCACAAAUGAAGAUCUGUCCUGUCUACAGGAGGGAGAAUUCUUGAAUGAUGUCAUCAUCGACUUUUACCUCAAAUAUCUAUUCCUGAAUGUACUGAGUGACAAAGACAGGGAGAGGACACACAUGUUCAGCUCGUUCUUCUUUAAACGUCUGACCCAGAGACAAGGUCGCUGUGGACCAGAGGACAGUAUGGCAGAUAAAACACCAGCAGAGAAGAAGCAUGCCAGGGUCAAAAACUGGACAAAGAAAGUGGAUCUUUUUGAGAAAGACUUCAUUUUUGUACCAAUUAAUGAACAUUCUCAUUGGUUUCUGGCUGUGAUAUGCUUCCCUGGACUUCCGAGUGCCAAACGUAUAACUUAUGUUCCAAAGUCAGCCAGUACGGAAACCCAGCCGGUGACAGGACCAGAAGUCUCUCCUCAGGACCUCAAUUCGAAAGAGGAAGGAGGGAUGGGAAAGGAACCAGUCAAAUCAGAGGCAGGAGGGCUAGAAAAGGAACCAGUCAAAUCACUGAAAGGUUAUCGGAUUCCAAAGGUUGUAAAAAACGGUGAACCUAGUAGUGAAAGUGGUGAUGGAUCAGUGAAGUGUUUACCUUCAGAGGAGAACAGCAGAGAGAGUGGGAAAAGUGCUUUGGAGUCUAUGGAGACAGAUGAAAAUUCUCUGUCAGAAGGCCAGAAAAAAGAAAUAGCUGAAGAUUCAGAAGAAAUGAUGGACACAAGUGAAAGUCCUACCCAGUCUGAAAUUGAGCAAAGCCAGACAGACACAGAGAAAUCUAAGGACCAGUCUGACUCCAGUUCACAGGACACAGGCAAAAGUGAAAGUGAAAGUAAAACUGAAACCAAUAACCAAGUCAAAGCCAAAGCAUCAAAACCUGUUUUCAAAGCAACAGUGAGGGAUCUGCGAGGAAGAGAGCUUACAGAAGAGGAGUUGAAAGAUCCUAGCUCUCUGAAAACUUUUACCACAGGCUGUAGACAGCCCUGCAUCUUAAUUUUUGAUUCCUUAGCAGGACAGAGCAGGUCUCGUAUUGUCGCCAUCCUCAAAGAGUAUCUUCAGGUAGAGUGGGACACUAAAAAGAAAACGCCCAACAGUCUGAGGGAGAGAAUCCGUGGCUGUACUGCCACCAAGGUCCCUCAGCAAACCAAUUUCAGUGACUGUGGCGUAUACAUACUGCAGUAUGUGGAAAGCUUUUUUGAGGAUCCCAUCCAGGAUUUUAGUAUUCCACUGAAAUCUCUGUCUGACUGGUUCACAGAAGAAAGGGUCACUGCCAAAAGAAGUGAAAUCAGGGAACUUGUGAUGAGUCUAAAAGAAAGUCAAGAAAAGGGCAAGUCCUGACCCCAUUGUAUGGAAUAUGGUAGCUUUCUCUCAAACCAAGGUGAUGUUGGAAGUGUUUACAGGUUCAUUUGAACUUUAAUUCGUUUCAGUUUUUUGGUUAUUUUCCCCAACCAUAUUACAACUGGUGCUACAGAAACAGAUGUUCUGGGUGUUUUUGUUAUUUGUAUGGGGUGAGGGAAAUUCUGUAUGAAAAUGAAAAGCAGUUAAACAGCAUGCUAGUUGAAACUUCAGAUGAUUUUUCCCCCCUUGGAUAUUACUGGUAUCAAGUUCAUUCAGUGAAUUGUUCAAGAAAUAUUCAAGGAUUUACGCAGGUUGAAACUUCACACAGAACUUGGAGACGCUCUCAGGAGAGAUUAAAAAAAAAUGUUGAAAAAUAUUCAGUAUUUCACAGUGAAUAUUUAUUAUUCAUUUUGUGUUCAAUAUUUAAUAUGAUAAUUAAAAUCUAUGUGAUAUGACCGGAGGCCAUUAUGAUGGAAUAAGACCGAAUAACCACUAAGAAACUGUACAUAGAUUGGACACCGUUGACUGUGCUGUGUAUAGAAAAUCUGUGUUCUGUUCAGUCUGUCCCUGUAAGUGAAAUUUCAGGGAGACAUAAUUAUCAGGAGCAUUACAUUUAUGUAGAAAAUUGAAAUCUGAAAGCCAUUGCAUUGUUUGAAGAUUUAAUAUAGUAAAAAUUUACAUAACGUUUGUGAGUUUAUAUUCAAAAUGUGUUGAGUUGCAUCUUGGGAAAAUCUGUAAGAAAAUCAACAAAUGAUGUUACUCAAAGUAAAUGACAAGCACAUGUAAAUAAACAAUUUAUUGUAUGUUUUGGUGAUUUAAAGUUGUAUUUGUUGGAGAGAUUUGUUGAGAGAGAGUGAAUGCUGUUUGUUGCUAUGUUAAUAUUCCAUUUCAAAUAUUUCUGAAUGCUUAAAAGCUUCCCUCAGAACUAUCACAUGGUUGUAGAUGGUGCAAAAUUAAGAUAUUUUGGUAUGAAAUAUGCAUGUUAUAUAAGUAUAAAAUUGCAGUAUUGGUAAUCUUCUUGAACAAUUACAUGUAAUGUGUAAAUUUGAAACCUCCGAUUUUGUAUUAGAUUAAAAAUCAAAACUUAAAUUGUUAAAGAAACAGAUAUAGCUAAAUACCCAUUCAGCAGUUUAAGAGAUUUCCCGUACAUGAAACCAAAAAAAAAAUGUACUUUUUUAAAAAAUGAACAUAAUAGAAUGUGAUCAUGGGGAAAUAUGCCUUUUCUUCUUAUGUUGAUAUUUCUGAAAAUGCUUGCAGCAAUACUUUGUUGUUUGCUGCACAAUUCCUUAUGAGUACCUUAUUUGUAUAAACAAAAUCAUGGAUCAUUCAUCAUUAAAUUUAAUGUUACUUAA